Sebastes umbrosus (honeycomb rockfish) is the source of this 787-nucleotide messenger RNA. It is a transcript of the gene ndufs7, whose product is annotated as NADH:ubiquinone oxidoreductase core subunit S7. Bases 1 to 660 code for a protein of 219 amino acids. Gene Ontology annotation, molecular function: NADH dehydrogenase (ubiquinone) activity; 4 iron, 4 sulfur cluster binding; quinone binding. The record is from RefSeq and is a predicted model, not a curated record. The transcript is spliced from 8 exons. Gene Ontology annotation, biological process: aerobic respiration; mitochondrial respiratory chain complex I assembly; electron transport coupled proton transport. Lineage: Eukaryota; Metazoa; Chordata; Actinopteri; Perciformes; Sebastidae.
AUGGCGGCCCUAGCUGUGCCUCGCCUGGCCAUGUUUGGCUGCUUUUCAACAAGGCCUAUUUCAGUGUUUGCUGUUCAUCAGAGGAGUCUGCACAACAGUGCAAAAAGCGAGAAUACCACCACGAGUGUGGUUCCAGUCAGAGAGAAGAGCACGGCAGUGGCAGCAGCCAAACCAGCAGCUGUAGCCAGCAGCAAGGGGGAGUAUGUUAUCACUAAGCUGGACGACUUGGUGAACUGGGCACGCAGGAGCUCUCUGUGGCCCAUGACCUUCGGCCUGGCAUGCUGCGCCGUGGAGAUGAUGCACAUGGCGGCGCCUCGUUACGACAUGGAUCGCUUCGGAGUGGUGUUCAGAGCGAGUCCCCGACAGUCUGAUGUCAUGAUCGUGGCGGGAACGCUGACAAAUAAGAUGGCUCCGGCUCUGCGGAAGGUGUAUGACCAGAUGCCUGAGCCCAGAUACGUCAUUUCCAUGGGAAGCUGUGCUAACGGAGGAGGCUACUACCACUACUCCUACGCUGUCGUCAGAGGUUGCGACCGAAUCAUACCGGUGGACAUUUAUGUUCCAGGUUGCCCCCCCACUGCAGAGGCUCUCCUCUACGGGACUUUACAGCUGCAGAAGAAAAUCAAACGUGAGAAGAAGAUGAAAAUCUGGUAUCGGAAGUGAAAUGUAUUAUGUUUUUGUGUUUGUAUCUGGUAUGUAAAUGCUGUAUAUCUGUUUUCAUUUGGAGCGCUGCUCCUCCUCCAUGUAGAGCUGCAGGAACGAACCUCAAUAAAACCAUUAUUGUAAUUUA